UUACUCUACCCUUCAUUCAUUCCGAGGGCCCUCUUCUGCUUGGAUCAGACGACCAAGCCGAGAAGCUGGUGCUUGGUUCUCGUUACGGGAAAAUGGUUUGAGAGACUCAGCAUGACGAUCAUCUUAUUAAACUGCCUCACUCUCGGAAUGUAUGAGCCCUGCAUUGACAGACCAGUGUGCACAACGACAAAGUGCCACGUCCUUCAGUACUUCGAUCACUUCAUCUACGCUUUCUUCAUCUUCGAGAUCAGCGUGAAGAUCAUCGCCAUGGGUUUCAUAGGAAAGAACACUUACAUGGCCGAGGCGUGGAAUGUUCUAGAUUUCCUCAUCAUCAUCGCCGGGACCACAGAAUACAUGGUGGAUGACAGUAAGUGGAGUAUGUCUGCCAUAAGAACCUUUAGAGUGUUGAGACCUCUGCGAGCUAUCAACAGAAUACCAAGUAUGCGAAUCUUAGUGAUGUUGCUGCUAGACACGAUGCCUAUGUUGGGCAAUGUUUUGCUGCUCUGCUUCUUUGUCUUCUUCAUCUUUGGCAUCGUCGGAGUCCAGUUGUGGUCAGGCCUGCUCAGGAACAGAUGUUUCCUCAACCUACCUCCUAACGUGUCAACUGGAGAGUUAGUGUCAUUCCUCCUCCUUCCGGAUCCGUACUCUGGACCCAACGAGGAAGAUUUCAUCUGCAGCAAACCUUCAGACGAAGGAAUGACCAAAUGCUCGGAAAUUCCAAACUUUGUCUUUGAAGGCAUAACGUGCAACGAAACGGCCGUACCCAAUUACAAUUUAACUCUUCUGCCAAACGGUUUCUGCGUUAACUGGAACCAGUACUACUCGAGUUGCAAGACCGGUCUGAGCAACCCAUUCAAGGGCUCAAUCUCCUUCGACAAUAUCGGAUUGGCCUGGGUUGCCAUCUUUCAGGUCAUCAGUUUGGAAGGCUGGGUGGACAUAAUGUAUUACAUACAAGAUGCUCAUUCGUUUUGGGACUGGAUGUACUUUGUGGCACUCAUUGUCAUUGGUGCAUUUUUUAUGAUCAACCUCUGCCUGGUCGUCAUAGCAACACAAUUUGCAGAGACGAAAAAGAGGGAGACAGAGAAGAUGAUCCAAGAAAGGAUGUACCAGAGGUCGAGUAACAGUAGUAGCAGCUUAGAUGCAAGUGAUGGAGAGCCAGUUGGAUGCUAUUUGCAGUUAAUAAGGUGCAUUGCACAUUCCUUGCGCAAAAAUUAUCGCAAGACAAGAAAAUAUCUGACGCUGAAACCCGAAGAACGAUGUGUCAAGUUAGAAGCACUCCCGACACGAAAGCUAUCUAUAAAAUCUCCAGCAUUUUUAAUAGUACCUGCAGUGAAACCAAGAUCGCCGAGUUUCCAGCAAUACUCAUUGGCACGAUUUUCAUCAGCAUCUGGUCAGACUCCUUUACAACGAAGCUCUCCAAAACAUUCCCUUCCACAAUCCAGAAUCUAUCAACAAAAUCGUUCACCACAGUUCUCAGCAACUUACAACCCUAGACAGUCUCACGCUAGAAGGAUGACUGAAGUAUUAAAAAAUUCAGAAAACGAGAUGGCAAAGGAUGUGGCACAUCUGCGGCGAGGUUGUUGUUUUUUUAAAAUAAGAAAACUGCUUCAGCGAUUUGUAGACAGCAAGUACUUCCAACGGGGCAUUUUGCUGGCAAUCCUCAUCAACUCCAUCAGCAUGGGCAUAGAACACGAUAAACAGCACAAAUAUUUUACAUCUGUCCUCGAGAAUUUCAACAUAUUCUUCGCGACGUUGUUUGGAGUUGAAAUGAUCCUGAAGCUGCUGGCACACGGCGUGUGUGACUACCUGCAAGAUGGCUUCAACGCAUUUGAUGGCUUCAUCGUCAUUGUCAGUGUGAUGGAAUUAUUUUAUCGGACCGAAACUGCGGGCUUGUCAGUUUUGAGGACGUUCAGACUGCUUCGAAUACUUAAACUGGUGCGCUUCCUGCCGGCUCUCCGAUACCAACUUCUGAUUAUGUUGAAAACCAUGGACAACGUCGCUACUUUCUUUGCUCUACUCUGCCUUUUCAUUUUCAUUUUCAGCAUAUUAGGUAUGAAUAUUUUUGGAUGUAAGUUGUGCUCAGAAAAAUCAAUACGAAUAUCGAAACAUAGCUGUGGAAGAAAAAAUUUUGACAGUCUUCUCUGGGCAGUUGUUACUGUUUUUCAGAUUCUAACGCAAGAGGACUGGAACGAAGUGCUGUACACAGGGAUGUCGAUGACGUCAGCCUGGGCCUCCCUCUACUUCAUCGCCCUCAUGACGUUUGGCAACUACGUCCUCUUCAAUCUCCUGGUGGCCAUUUUGGUCGAAGGCUUCUCGGCGGAGGGAGAAGAAAGAAUGAAAGAAGAUUCGAUGAUCAAAGCUGCCUUGAAAGAUAUGAAGAAAAAAUCGAAAAAAAAGAGAGAAAUUGAAAUAGAGAAUGCUUUCAAUUUGAACGUGGAUGAUGCAAGCGGCAACAGUGCCAGUGGUAGUGGCGUCCUCAAAGUGGAUAACUAUCUGCAGGAUGACCCGUCAAUUGAACUCUCUUCUGCUCGAGUGCACUUUACGCCACAAAAUCUUCAAACGAAGUUACAAAACAACCAACAACUGCAACAAAUUCUACUGCAACAAAUACAAAUUAUUGCACCACGAAAGAAUGAAAUCAAACAGCGAGAUCAAAACUUGGAACAGACAUCUUCUUUGAAAUCGCUGCAACAUAAUGGCAUUGAAAAUCUAUCGCAGAUCAAAACUCAUUUGCAGGAUUAUCAGAAUGCACCCCAACCACCAAAUAACAACACACAACAGCUUCAACAACAAUAUCAACAAAUCAAACUGCUUCUUCCACAGCAAAAACAGCAACAACCACAUCAACAAUUUUCUAAAAUAUGUCAACAAUCACAACAGCAGCAAUUCAAACAACAAUCUUUUAAUGAGUCACAACUAUCUGAGUACGCUUUCUAUCUCUUACCGCCAUCUAACAAGUUCCGACAGUUUUGCUUGUGGUUCAUAUCCCAACAAUGGUUUGAUUACUGCAUCCUGUUAUGCAUUGCAUUCAACUGCAUCACACUGGCCAUGGAGAGACCGGACAUUCCACCAGACUCCAUAGAACGACUUUUCUUGACUACCUCAAAUUAUGUUUUCACAGUAAUUUUUGCGUUUGAAAUGCUUGUAAAGGUAAGUGCGAAGGGAAUGCUCUUCCAUGAGCACGCAUAUCUGAAAAGUGGUUGGAAUAUAAUGGAUGGCUCACUGGUUUUUAUAUCGCUGGUUGAUAUCGUCGUUUCCCUAAUAGCUUCAACUUCUACACGAAUAUUUGGCAUUCUGAGAGUUUUCCGACUACUGCGAGCGCUGAAACCACUAAGAGUGAUAAGUCGUGCCCCAGGAUUGAAGCUUGUGGUCUCAACACUCCUCUCUUCUUUGAGACCAAUUGGAAAUAUCGUCUUAAUCUGCUGCACGUUUUUUAUCAUAUUUGGCAUAUUGGGUGUUCAACUGUUUAAAGGUACAUUUUACUACUGCGAUGGUCCGAAUGUGAGUUCAGUGAAGAACAAAACCGACUGUACGAACAUGGGUCCUCCCUACAGGUGGAUCAACAGGAAAUAUAACUUUGAUAAUCUUGGACAGGCACUCAUGUCGUUGUUCGUGCUGGCUUCGAGGGACGGGUGGGUGAACAUCAUGUACACGGGGCUCGAUGCCGUCGGGGUCGAUCAGCAGCCUCAAGUCAAUUACAACGAAUGGCGCCUCUUGUACUUCAUCUCGUUCCUUCUGCUGGUCGGAUUUUUUGUGUUGAACAUGUUUGUUGGAGUUGUGGUUGAAAAUUUCCACAAGUGCCGAGAAACUCAAGAAAAGGAAGAAAAGUCAAGGAGGGCUGAUUUGUACACGCUGAAAAUGAUUAAAAAACGAAAACGUGAGACAAAAAUAUUAUUUGAUUCAAGCCCAGCUUACUGGUGUAGAUAUUCAAAGUCUCGCAUGAUGCUGCACGCUUUCAUCAACAGCAAGUACUUCGACCUGGUCAGUGCCGGUGUCAUCGGCCUCAACGUUAUCAUGAUGGCGCUAGAAUACUACCUCAUGCCCGAUGAAUUGACAUUAAUUCUGAAAUGCUUCAACUACUUCUUCACAUCUGUAUUCAUGAUAGAAGCGCUGGCCAAACUGAUCAGUCUCGGAGGUGUCAGAUACUUGAAGGAUAGAUGGAACCAACUGGAUGUUGUCAUCGUCAUUUUGUCAGUUGCCGGAAUUAUUUUGGAUGAGGUCGAGUUCGAAUUUUUCAAAUUCAAUCCAACAAUAAUGAGAGUAAUCAGAGUCCUAAGAAUUGCGAGAGUUCUGAAAUUGUUAAAAAUGGCAAAAGCCGUUCGAGCAUUAUUGGACACCGUCAUGCAAGCUUUACCAGAAGUUGGAAAUCUUGGGCUCCUUUUCUUUCUUCUUUUUUUCAUCUUUGCCGCUCUUGGAGUAGAACUCUUCGGAAGAGUUGAAUGUUCGGUAGCGCACCCAUGCGAAGGUCUUAACAAGCACGCUCAUUUUAGAAACUUCGGAAUGGCUUUUUUGACAUUGUUCAGAGUAGCUACUGGAGAUAAUUGGAAUGGAAUCAUGAAAGACGCGUUGAAAGAUGAUUGUGACGGCGGCUACGAUUGCGUGCAGAACUGCUGCGUGUCCAACGUCAUCGCGCCAAUGUUCUUCGUCAUAUUCGUCCUUAUGGCUCAAUUUGUGCUGGUCAACGUGGUGGUUGCUGUCCUCAUGAAGCAUUUGGAG
Helobdella robusta is the source of this 4716-nucleotide messenger RNA. RefSeq lists its product as hypothetical. The annotation marks the transcript as partial. Gene Ontology annotation, cellular component: voltage-gated calcium channel complex; neuron projection; plasma membrane. Gene Ontology annotation, molecular function: voltage-gated sodium channel activity; low voltage-gated calcium channel activity. The record is from RefSeq and is a predicted model, not a curated record. The transcript is spliced from 31 exons. NCBI's taxonomy places the organism in Eukaryota, Metazoa, Annelida, Clitellata, Rhynchobdellida, Glossiphoniidae. Gene Ontology annotation, biological process: calcium ion import; neuronal action potential; sodium ion transmembrane transport.